Messenger RNA from Closterium sp. NIES-65, 1824 nucleotides. The record is from the annotation of a GenBank genome assembly. Lineage: Eukaryota; Viridiplantae; Streptophyta; Zygnematophyceae; Desmidiales; Closteriaceae.
AUGUCAGUUUCUCGCACUUGCUGCCAUGGCACGUACAGGAUAUCAGUGGCGGUGACGCGAGCACAGGGGUUCACCAUCCAGCCUCACUACGACAUCUACUACACGCUCGACGACAACCCGCGCUACUGGUCGCUGCCCAACCCACCCGUGGGCUAUCAGGCCGCCAUGUCAGCAGUGGACACGCUUGGCUUCGUCACCAACCUCUGCGCCGUCUACUUUGCCCUUCAGGGCAUCAAGUCACCCGCAUCACAGCACGAGCACAAAAGGCUUCUCCCCCGCCACAUGUUUCAUAUCGGUCGUCGUGCUUGCCUUGCCCCAUGGUGCGUGCCACCAUCUGACCCCGCCAGUGUGUUCAUCAUGGUGCUGCGCCUCUUGAAGCUGAUGGACUUUCAGCCCAACAUGGGCAUCAUGACUCGCUCCCUCCGAGUCGCCAUGCCGUCUCUCCUCCACUUCUUCAUUCUCUUCUUCGUUGUCUUCGUGGCAUACGCCACCUACGGCUACCUGGUGUUCGGGAUGACCUUAGUACAGUUCAGCACGCUGUGGCUGUCCCUGCAGACCUGCUUCUACAUGAUCGUAGGGCAGUUCGGAGUGUUCUGGUUCCAGCAGAUGGUGGGGUGGCAGUACGCGGCGGCCAUGGUGUUCUGGUUCUCCUUCGUCAUCAUCUUCUGCUUCAUCCUCUUCAACUUCCUCAUCGCCAUCAUCGUGGAUGCCUUCAUGGCCGUCAAGGAGUCGACGGAGAAAGCACCGGCAAUCUACCAGGAUAUGUACUUGAUUGUGGUGCGCUUCGUCCGCCGCGUGGCAUCGCCGUACACAAGGUACAGCCGCCUGCUGCGCCACCUCAUUCGCCUCGGAGCAGAGAACACCGCCAAUGCGGUCAUGGAGAAGAGCCUUCAACAGUCCGGCCAGCAGUGCUUUGCGUCGAGCCUUCAGUGCGGCAAGGAGAUGAGAGGCAGCAAGCGUGAUACUGAUGGGGGCAGGCUGGAGGAUGCUGUUCGUGAUGGCAAUCCGGGGAUAAAUGGGGUGGAGGUGGUGGGAAGAGAGGGAAAAAUGGAUCCUUUUGAGGCGCAGCAACAAGUGUCAGCGAUGGUGGGAGCAGAUGAGACUAACUUAAGCCGGGCUGAGAGCAAGAAGGGGGUAUUGCCGAAUGGUGGGGUCGCCAAGUCCCAGGCAGCCGGCAGCACCAACACUCAGGUGGACGCCCAUGCUUCCACCACCCCUGCUGCUAAUCCUGGCAGCACCGCUGCAGGUGAUGCUGGCAGCACGGGUGGCAGCAUGGUGGAGCCGGCAGUGCAGAGGCGGCGGAGCUUCUGGCGGCUGAAAACGCUGGAUGAUUGGGAGACUGUGGUGGUGGUGGGGGAGAGGCAGCUCAACGCCCACUCGCUCUCUUCCAUCCUGCGCCGCGCACACGCCCGCAUGCGGCGCUCUCUCUCCGACGAGCAGGAGGGGGACCCCAUGGACGUGGCAGCGCUGGGGGCGGUGCUGCUGUCGGAGCUGGGGGAGAGCGCGCCGCCUGCCGACGCCACGGCUGCAAAUGGAGGCGAGGCGGCAAAGGAGGGCGACCUGCUGGCCAUGCAGCAGCACGUGGAGGCGCUGCGGGCCGACGUGGCCCGUGGCUUCGACCAAGUGAGGCAGCAGCUCACCACCCAAGUCCAGAGCUCCCAUUGCAACCAGUUGCCACAGGAAGCCAGUCCGAGCCUGCUCCCGAACCCGCUAGGCAAUGGUUCGGAGGAGGCUGGGCGAGAGGUGUGGCAGCAGGUUUUGAUGCAGGUGGAGAAGAUUCGGAAGGAGGCUCAGAAGGAGCGAGAAGAGGCUGAGGAGUUGUAA